Molecule: messenger RNA, 1458 nt
Organism: Penicillium canescens
Lineage: Eukaryota; Fungi; Ascomycota; Eurotiomycetes; Eurotiales; Aspergillaceae
Product: serine-leucine-rich repeat protein
Exons: 8
Coding region: 1-1458 (485 amino acids)
Source: RefSeq, a predicted model, not a curated record
AUGGUCAAGACUACUUACGCCCUUACGCUCUUUGCUGCUGUCAGCAUUGCUGCGCCUGUUGCUCAGCCUGAUGGUAGCGGUAACCUCCUUGGUGCUGGUGCUGAUGGUGCACUCAACAAGCUUGUUUCUAAGCUCACUGGUCGUUCUGAGAAGGAAGGCUCGUCGGACAAGCACAAGAACCUCAUUGAGGAUAUUCCCAUUCUGGGACCUAUGCUUGGAGCGAAGCAUGAUACUAAGCGUGGUCACUCAGAGUAUGAGUCUACUCACCACAACUUGAUCGAUGAAAUCCCAAUCAUCGGCCAGUUGUUCGGUAAUGACAAGUCUAACGUGGACAAGGGCAAGGAGCGUCGUGACCUGAGCGAUGGUCUCAAUGGUAUCCCCCUCCUUGGUGGCUUGUUCGGCAAGCACGAGCACACUGGCGGAUACAACGGCCUGAACGCUCACCAGAAUAAGGGCCGAAACGCUGGUCAGAAUGAUGAUCAGAACGCUGGACAGAACGCUGGUCAGAAUGAGGGCCAGAACUCUGGACAGAAUGCUGGACAGAACGAGGGACAGAACGAGGGACAGAACUCUGGACAGAACGAGGGACAGAACGAGGGACAGAAUGAGGGCCAGAACGAGGGCCAGAAUGAGGGCCAGAACGAGGGCCAGAACUCUGGACAGAACUACGCCCAGAACGCUGGACAGAACGGCGGCCAGAACUCCAAGCGAGACUUCGGUGGCCUCAGCAACCUCCCGAUCGUUGGAGAUCUCCUCAGCAGCGAAAAGCCCGGUCAUAAGGAGACCGACGAGCCCGCUAAGCAUCUCGACACCCGUCAGGUCGGAGGAAACGCCAAGGGCAUCUUCGGCAUUCUGCAGUCCCUGACUAGCGGCAAUCCCAUUCACAAGAGCCACGCAAAGCGCGAGGAGGAUGAAUUCUCCCAGCUUGACCCCUUCAGCGACGUCGUUGACGGCGCCGUUGCCUCGGGUAUGGAAGCUGAGGGCGCUGCUAUGCCUGUCCGCCGUGACGAGUCCGCCACUCCAACCCAGCAGACUGAAACCUCAACAUCCACGCCCACCGAAACAGCCAAGAGCAAGAGUUUCCUCAGCGAGCUGAUGGGCAAGCACGGUCUCGGCUCGAUCAUGGGCCACGCCCACCACGGCGUCGGCCUGUUCCCCAUGCGCCGUGACACCGACGAGAUUGAUGCCCGUGGCGCCGCACCCCCUAUCCAAGGCUCUACCCUGACCGAUGUGCUCAUGCAAGGCGGUGCCCUCGGAAAACUCACCAAGAUGCUGUCCCCUGCUACUCCCCCAAAGGGUCCCCAUGGCGAUCCUAACACUGUUGGUGAUGGAACUAGCAACGGUCCUCCUGACCCUGCUUCUGGUGCUGGUCCUCACAGAGGUCCUGGUGUUGCUGGUGAGCGUGGUGAUCAUGCCGCUGCGGCUUCUGUUGCUGGUGGUGCUGCUCAUCCUCAGUAA